AGUGGGGUGAGCCCCCCGGUGCGGGCAACAGCCGCCACAGGACGGGAUGGAGAAGGCAAGUGGGGUGUCCCAUGGGAUGGGUGCUGCCAGGCGUUGGUCCCACAUGGGGGGUCUCCUCACGCCCCACCACAGGCAUCCCCUGACUAUGGGCAUCCCUGGCACGGUGGGGCGCGGUGAGGCGCGGUGGGGCGCGGUGGGGCGCGGUGGGGCAGCGGUGCCGGGUCCUGCCCAGCCCAGGCACUGGGCGCUGGGGUGAGGCGCUGUGGCCAGUGGGCUGGUGGCCAAAAACCCAUCCCCAUCCCGGCAAAUCCCGCCGGGUGUCAGCCCCUAUGUCCCCGGGUGCCGGCCAGGGCCGGGAUGGGCAGACACAGUGUCCGCAGCCCCCACCGGCUGAGGAGGAGGAGGAGGAGGAGAAAGUCGAGGAUGAAGAUGAGGAUGAUGAGGAUGAAGAUGACGAUGAGGACAUGGCAGGGGACACUGAGGGCAUCCUGCACUAUGAGGAGCGCAUCGCCAGGCUGCUGGCCACGGUGGCCCGGCUGCACCAGAGGGCUGAGCAGCUGCAGCACCGCACGGGCAGGGAGGAUGAGGAGGGCUGGGAGGGCACCGCCAGCCUCCCCGCUGCCAGCCCACAGCCCCGGGGCCUCAAUGGCACACUCAGCGCUGCCACCGGUCUGGAAGCCCACGGGCCCGACCUCUUCGCAGACCUGCAGCACACUGUCAGCUCGCUGGAGCGCACCGUCUUCUCCCGGCACCGGCGGGCACCAGCGCAGCCUGUACUGGGUGAGGAGUGGGCGCGAGUGGCCAAGAGCCUGGAGGAGCUGGACCAGCCACCGGUCUGGGCCGGGAGGGUGACACGCCGAUGCCCAGCGGCGGGAGCGGGUGAGGGGCUGCUGGUGGAGGAGAUGGCAGUGGCAGCAGCGAGGAACGCGGCGCUGCAGGCAGCCCUGGGGCGCCGGGAUGAGGAGCUGAGCCAGGCCAUGGCAUCACUGCGGGUGCUGCAGGGGGAGCGCGACCGGCUGCAGGGGAAGGUCCGGGACCUGCGGGAUGCUCUGUCCAGGCUGGAGGAGCCAGGGGGCUCUGGCAGUGACACCCCCAGGCUCAGCAGCCCCCCAGGGCAGGGGGACCCCCAGCUGCCCCAGGACUUGUCCCAGUGCAGCCAUGGCGCUCAGCCCCACGGCGCCCAGCCCCACAGCCCCCUCUCCCCCCAGCCCUCGGAGGGUGCCAGCCGGGAGCAGGAGGAGCAGGUGCAGCAGCUACAGGGGUGCCUGGGGAGGCUGCAGGAGGUGAACCGGCAGCUGGCGGCUGCGUUGCAAGACUGCAAGAGCGAUGCUGAGCGGCUCAGCAUGGUGCUGGGCCAGCACGAGUCCCGCAGCACAGCCCUGCGCCUGGCCCUGCGCUGCAGCGAGCGCUGUGGGGGGGCCUAUGCUGCCCUCCUUGACCUGAUGCGGGCAAAGCUGGGCCGGGAGGAGGAUGGUGCCCAUGGUGGAGCUGUGGGGGAACAGAGCCCCGGGCAUGGAUGGGGGUCCAGCCCCAUGCCGACAGAGGGGCCACAGUCCCCAGGCCGUGGGAAGCCGGAGAACCAGGAGGAGAGCAGGGACAGCGGCUUCCCCGGGCUGCAGAGCAUCCCAGCACCCCACGGGAUGGAGGAGGGGGCCCUGCGGGAGCACAUCCGCCGGCUGCGCACGGAGCAGGCGGCCGUGGAGGCAUCCCUGCACAACACCCCGGCACCCACCAGCACCCACCGCAGUGAAGACGCCCGAGCCCGGGCUGAGCAGGCGCUGCAGGAUGCCAGGGAUCUCCUGCCUGGCUGGAGGCGGCUGGAGAAAGCGGAGCUGCUGCGGGACUUGGCAAUGCUCAAGGAGGCCAUGGCUGACCUGAAGACACAGCUGCAGCUGGUGGAGAGGGAGAAGCGGGGCCUGGAGGUGGUGGCGACUGGGCAGGGGCCACGGGAGGCUGCACUGCGCCUGGUGCUCCAGCACCUGGAAUGGGAGCGGGAUGGGGCCUCCGUCGCCCCCCCCAGCCCCCCCAGCAGCUCCAGCAGCAGCGAGGAGGAUGCCCAAACCAGCCGGGUGGGAGCCGCGGCUCCCCAGCACCCUCUGGACCGGGAGAAGAUGGGGGAAGAGUUGCUCCGCACCCUGGCUCGGGCGCAAGAGCUGCGUGCCCGGGCACAGGCCCUGGUGCUGUCCCUGGAGCAGAGCAGCGCCGUCAGCCGUGCGCAGCAGGCACAGUGCGUCACUGUCACCGCAGACUUCUUCCAUGCUCACAGCGCGCUGGCCCUAGCAUACCGUGGUGCCCGGCGGAAGCAGGCGGCCCAGCUGCGGCGCCUGGAGGUGCAGGCAGGUGCCCUGCGCAGGCAGCAUGCCCGGAGGGCACAGGCGCUGGCCCGCAGGCUGCAGACCCCUGCAGCAGGGGAAGGCCAGCAGCGAGACAUGCAUCUGAGGACCCCCCAUCACCCCCAAGACCCCCGGUGCUGGAAAGCGCUUGCUGUAUCCUCAGGGAGAAUAAACCAGUGAUGCUCA
Falco peregrinus (peregrine falcon) is the source of this 2519-nucleotide messenger RNA. It is a transcript of the gene USHBP1, whose product is annotated as USH1 protein network component harmonin binding protein 1. The record is from RefSeq and is a predicted model, not a curated record. NCBI's taxonomy places the organism in Eukaryota, Metazoa, Chordata, Aves, Falconiformes, Falconidae.